Ostreococcus tauri is the source of this 1299-nucleotide messenger RNA. Its product is annotated as Peptidoglycan-binding lysin domain. The record is from RefSeq and is a predicted model, not a curated record. Bases 1 to 1299 code for a protein of 432 amino acids. Lineage: Eukaryota; Viridiplantae; Chlorophyta; Mamiellophyceae; Mamiellales; Bathycoccaceae. The transcript has a single exon.
AUGACGCGCGCGCGCGCGGUGCCGUCGUUCCCUCGCCUCGCGCGCGCGCGCGGGGGAGGAUCGAGGCGUUGGCACGAAAACGACGCGCGUGGAGGCGUCUUCGCGCGCGCGAUGACGUCCACGACGACGGCGGUGGCGGUGGAUUCGAACGCGCCGAGCACGUCCGAACGCGGUGGUGAAGCGCCGACGAGAGCGCGAAAGGUUCCCAGCGUCGUUCGCUACGAGGUGAAGACGGGGGAUUCAAUCUACGGCAUCGCGCGCGCGCACGGGACGACGUCCGAGCGACUCGUCCACGCGAACGAGCUCGGUGUGAGACGGUCGAUAGAGAUAGGUCAAGUGCUUCGUGUGCCAGUCGAUAUCGAUAAAGCGUCGUACGCGGUGAAAGCGAAGUUUCACGCGACGAAUGCCGCGUCGCUCGGCACGACGCCGGCGUCGAGUCGAAGCUUACUCGCGCCUCUGUCCAAGCGGAAUCUGCGGUCCUACCACGCGCAGCAUAGCACUGAGAUCGUGACAGCACCCGCACUCGCCGCAGGGAUCGGUGCGGUGAUUACGACUUUCACGUUUCUGUCUGUACGGAAGCGUGUUGCAAAGCGAGUUGUAUCGUUGAAGAGUUCACCGGCGAUGGCACCCGCAGUGGAAGCGGCAAAGAUGACGGAGCAGACGACCAGCCCCACAGCGCAGGAGACGACCAACACCGCCACAGCGCAAGAGACGACCAACACCGCCACAACGCAAGAGACGACCAACACCGCCACAGCGCAAGAGACGACCAACACCGCCACAACGCAAGAGACGAACGAAGCGGUGCCUGUAAUGACAGUGGCGACGAGUACAGAUAUGGAGACGAACGAGGAAAGCACGGAGAUUACUUCUCUUCCUGACAACAAGCGGGCGACUCAGACUAAUGCUGUGCAACGAACAACAGAGAUUGCUUCGAGCGCGAUCACUGAAGAAUCGACCUCACAGGCCGGUGUGCAACAAACGACAUCUGUUAAAGAUGACGUGGAUACCGCGGUGCUCGACAGUUCGCAAAAGGAACCGGCGUUAGCGAAGAAGAGCCGCAAGGGUUUGGCGAGGAAACGCUUAAGUAAGAUGUUAACGAUGGCGUCCGACGCCUUGAUACAAAAAGAAAGCAACCCCGACGGUUCUUCAGAAGAACGUAUCUAUCCGCGUGAAAUCUCCGCACAGAUCGGUAAAGUGUGGUUCGACGUGGAGAACGGGUACAAAAGUGCGCUCGAGAUUGUCUCGGAGAAAAUGAGCUACGAUGAUGAUAGCGUGCAAAGCCGACGCCGCAAGUAG